CCAAACAGACCUUGCUUCCUCAGAGGUUGCUGGAGUAGUUGUGAAGAUCUACCAUGAACCAGAUGCAGGGCAAGUUUCAGUCUUACUAAGGGUCUGCCAUUUCUACAAGGCUGCAUUUGAAGGAUGGAAGCCCCAGCCAAUCAAGAGGCCCUGGCUUCUUUCCUGGUAGUUCUCCCAUGGCAAAACCUUUGCUGUUUCAGGUACUUUGAAUAUCUUGCAUACUCCAUGGAAGUAAUAUCUGCAAAGUCUUCUACUUCUAGAGAAUAGGGAUUCAUGACUUGAAGAAGAUCCCAGCUCUCAUCCAGCAUGGGCUUUAGUCGUGUCCAAAGGAAGCAUUGCAACCACUCUGAUGGAAGAGAUGGGGACGAUUUCAGCCCGAGUCUCAAGCCUACUUCUUAAGUGGUGGUGGUUCUUGAAGUGUGGCCUCCAGACCAUCAGCAUCAAACUGCAGACUCCCAGACCCUACUUCAGACCUACUGCAUCAGAAAUUCUGAAAGACACAUCUGCUUUAUGACUGAGUUAAAAAUAUAGAACCUCACAUGGAAUCCAGGAGUGAAGACUCCACCAGGCUGAUCUUUGUUGCUAUGACAGCCAGACGGCCAUUUAACCCACUCCAAGAAGAGUCAUCCCAAAGGGGGCAAGAAUUGUUGGGUGAAAUGAGACUUAUUUUUUAGAAGAAAAUGCAGUAGAAGUGAAAAUGGUGUACAUCAAAGCAACAGAAGAAAAGGAGCACCAUUCAGGUCAUAGUGCAAACAGAGGGACUCCAUAAUCUGUUUAGAUGAAUGCUUUAAAAGACACUCAAGUUGAGCUGAGCAUGGUGGGGCAGACCUAUACUGGUUUAAAAUUGAGGAACUUAAAUGGUGCUUGCCUUGUCCCUUGGAGUGGAUGUCCUAUGUAAGGAUGAGCCUCCAAUCCUGUCUUCGGAAACUUGAGCUAAGACAGGUAGCAUUGGGGAAACCAGCAACAGCAAUGACAACAAAAACCCGCUAGACCUGACCCUUCACACCAGAAUUGUCCUUUGACAGUCUGACCUUAGUUCUCAUUGAAUGUUUACCUGCAAGGCAAUGCAGGUACGUGUGGAGGCCAGAGGUUGAUGUCUGCAUGCUGUCUUCAGGUGCUUCUUCAAAGCAUUAUCCUGACUAGGAGGGAUGACAGAAGAUAAACAGUCGUGCCACUUGUCAUCUGAGCAAGAAACGUUAGCAAUCGAGAGCUCUGUGCAGCUCAAUCGAUAUCACCGGGCUGUGCCCGCUGAUGGGUUUUCGUCUAGUCGUUUCUCAGAGGCAGAGCACUUCCCAUGGAGAGGCAGGACCAAGGAAGAGGGGAGAGUGGUCUUGGGGCCAUCCUGGAGCUGUGUUCCCAGCCACCACACUAAUCCUGGGGACAGUGUGCCCAGACAAAGAUGGCUGGUGAGUUGACGCUCCUGCAUGCCACCUCAUUCUCCAGCUUCAUUCAUUUUGCUCUUCUCAUGUUUUCUUCCGGAGGUGGCCAGGUUCUUCUUCUCUUACACAAAAUAAAAGAAAACCUAUCCCGUGACAUUCUUCUGAAAACCUGCCAGCCACCUGCCUGCCAUUCCUGUUGAUUUCUCUCCUCUCCCACAGCCUCAUACAGGCUUUGGUUUCACUACUCUUCUGAAACUACCAAUCAGGAGUGGGUCCUAAAUGCAACCACAAAUGCCCUUAGAAGAAACAGAUGGAGGGAGAUUUGACUAUAGAAGGGUGAUAACUGUGGCCAGGGAAGCAGAGACUGGGCUGUAAAGCUAUCUGAUUUACAUCUGCUUGAGACUGGAGCUUGAAGUGAAAGGCAUUGGACAAUUGCUUCCACUUUGAAGAGAAUGUCUCUCGUUAAAAAAAGAAGAAGGAUGAGGAGGAGGAGGAAGAGGAGAAGAAGAAGAAUACAACGCCAGAGGUAUCUCUCCUGGUCAAGGCUUCAAAGAACCUUCCCUGGAAUCCACAGACUCAGUGGAGAUGGCCCAGCACGUGAGCUGAGCUGUCAAGGAGGAAGGUACAGGCAGCACCUUCUUUUUUCGGGACCUUCAGUGAACCAAGGAAACCAACAUAGCUGCAGUACGGAGGGGAAAAGAAGCCGAGGUGCAUUUGCACUCCAUCUAUAUAAGCAUAUGUUUAUAUAUGUUUAUGUAGUAGAAGAUGGAUCUGAAAAGUGGAGAGAAUGAAGCACAGUCAAGAUUCUGGGACCUGUUAUGGAUGCUAAAUGCCCCCACCGGCUCAUAUGCUUACAACUUGGUCUUUAGCCUGUAGCACUAUUGGGACUGGUGGGACCUUUAGGAGGUGGAGUCUAGUACAAGAAAGUUAGGUUGUUGGGGGCCAGCCUCUUAAGGGGGAUGUAAGGGCCCUAGAAUGUUAAGGGACUUCUCUCUUAGCUUUCUUUCUAGCUUCCAAGGUUAAGCAGUUUUGCUUUAUGCCAGUCUUUCCCCCCAUGCGCCCCCCCCUACAUGCCCAAAACAAGACAGUCAAGUGACUUUGAAACCAUGAACCAAAAUAAACUCUUUCUUCCUUUCACACUGACCAUUCAGACAUUUGGUCAAAGCAGUAGAAACUUAUGUAACAUAGGACCCCAUAUAGGACAUGGUACAAUAGAAACCUAUGUAACAUAGGACCCCAUAUAGGACAUGGUGCAAUAGAAACUUUUGUAACUUAGGACCCCAUAUAGAACAUGGUGCAAUAGAAACCUAUGUAACAUAGGACACAAUAUAAGACAUGUUGGUGAGUUCUCCAGGUUUUCUUUUUAUGUCACAUGUUCUAGGUGCGCAACCAAAGAGCACACCAGAAACCCUGACAGGCUAACUAUCAAAGAAAGGUUGCUUUCUCUGCCAAAUGUUGAGAGAGCACUUCUCAGCAUUAGCAGCUUCCUGACAGAGCUUGUCUCUCAUCAAAUCCUAGGAGAAACUGUGUCGUUCCUCUACCACCAGUGCCAGUGAAGGCCAGGCAGAGAACACGACUCCUGUUCACUGAGGUGGCAGCAGCUCUGCUUGGGUGGUGUCAGACAAAGCCAAGAGGAGAACUGCAACUUUCCUUUUGUGAACUUAGGAACAGCAACCACAGUUCUUCCUUCCACACGCAACUCCACCAGCAGUGGAAACUGCUCAGGUUCUGCUCGCAGCAGUGAGGCUGCCCUUCCCUUCCUGCUGGGCUGCUGCUGGAAAGGCAGCAGAAAGGAAGGCUGCAGAGAUUAGCAUUCCUGUUCCCCAAGGCAGGCAACAGGGGGAUCCUUCCACCUCACAAUAAUCUAGGUGGUCCAGCCUGUGUAGUUUGCGAGCCCUUAGAAGGUGCCUCUGUGCGCACUCAUCACUGUGCCUUUCUGACUCCAUCAUCAGCGUUGUUCUGAAGAGCUCUGAGCAGCGAAAGAAGUGGUCUAGCCAUGCCGCCCACCACAGCAACUGCUAGCCACAGGGGAGCCUGAAAGGUGAAGAGAACAUCAGUAAGCCGGGCAAUGCCUGACAAAAGCUUAUGCCAUGAAAAGACGAUUGCUUACCUGCCUGACACUCAGGGGUUCUCCCUGCAUAAGACUGUCACAUUCCUGUGCCAAUGCUGUGUGUCACUCUGUGUGUCCCCAUCUAUCACCAAUUGUGGCCCACUAACAAUCACGGGGACAGGAGAUCUGGGGAAGCCUAAAGUGGGGCAGCAAAGCUGCUGACUGAACCUUGGUGGCUAAAUGCUUUAUUCAACUUGAUGAGGACAAGAACUGGGAUUCUGUUAAAGGCUGAAGCUUCCACUGGAGAAAUGAUAGGAGCUGUCCAUGACUUUUGGAAUUCCCCAGAAAGGACCUAAAAAACUUACUACUUUUGCCCAGGUGUGCUCUGCUGCGAGGAGGUCUGUGGGUGUGAAAUCGCUGUUUCAUGGUCACUUUGGUAGCUAUGGAAACUUUGCCAUUGUGGCAAAUACAGCAGACCUAAGGCAUGUGCUGAGAAGUGUGACAUCAUUUAAUAUCCCAGCAUCCCCCGUGGAUGUCACUCUCCUUGCCUACAUAUGAGGGAACCUGUGAAAGAGAUGUCAGCCUCCUUCAUGAUGGGAGUCAGUGAUAUAUGAUAUGGCACUCUCUUGCCAUGGUGUCAACCGAAGGAAAUGAGGAAUAUUCUGGAGUAGCCUGUGCGGCUAAGCAGGCAUGUCUGGUAGACGGCAUGUAUGGGAUAUACUUGAGUUUACAACAGUUCAUCUAGCUCUAACAUCAUUAGCCUCUCUAACCUGUAGGCAGUGCUGAGAGCCAGGACGCCAUAUCACAGUUCUCAGACCUAAGGACACAUCAGCCCUUGGCUGUGUGAUCCUCGGAGAUUGAGAAGCGUGGGCGCAGCUAUAGUUUUGGAUUUAUUCAGUGAGUCAAGCAUCCGCCUCCAAGAGAUGAUGAUGACUGCAAACAAUGCUAUAGUUAAACAAGGAGAGAAGAAAAUGUAAAUUCUCCUUCAAGGUUCUCUAUCAGUUUAAACGUGUGAUUUGGAAGUCAGCGGUUUCCCAGUGUCGUGGGGCUGAGCAUGCGUGUGUUCAAUAGGCGUCAUACAUGAUGCAAGAAGAGCAGCUUGGGAAACCCUAGGAUCUGGCCUCUGAGGUCUUUCAGCUCCGAUCCCGAGGUCCCCCAGGGCAAUGAUUCAGUUCCUCCUCCCCAUGUUGGAACCACUUGUUGACUGUAAGCUCAAGAGACUCAAGAGACGUCACCAUUUGUAAGCUCGGCUUCAGCGUCCUCCGAGAGGAGCCAGCUGGCAACAGUGCCGAAAGCAGUAAACACAUUGGCCCUUUCUCUAUUGGCAGUGCCACGGACGUGACGUUCAAGAUGACUGGGUCUCUGAGCCGAGACUGCAGAGCCACUGUAGCUUUGCCUUCGAGCCCAAGGGCAAGUCCGAUUCCUGCUGUUUGCUGUGUGUGUUGACCCAAAGGACAUCCCACUGUGUCUUCAUCCUUCAAGCAGCCUUUGCAUUAUUGCACUGACCUGGAAAUGAAGCCAAUGUGAAGCACAAAGCUGAGCAGUAAAGAGGAAGGGGAUCUGGAUACAGGACUCCUUGACUACCAGUUGGACCACCAGCUCAGAGGAGGCACCACCCACAGUGGGCUGGGCCCUCCCAUAUCUAUCAGCCAUCAAGAAAGUGCCUCACCAACAUGCCCAAAGGCCAAUCUGAUGGAGGAAAUUUUCAGGUCAGAAGUGUUUGCUUCACAUACGGAGGCUGUGCUGUUAGAAUUGCUAUGGGGUCCGGUCCUACUUAGAUCCACGAGUGUGCUUGUAUGGAUUCCAACAAGGUCUGGGGCUGAAGAGCCACAAAGGUACACCAAGCUAGGAUGGGUCAAGGGGAAGCAAGUCACUGUGCUGGGAAGCCUCGAACCUGUGAACAUGUUCCUGGGGAUCCCUUUCGCUGCACCCCCUCUUGGAGCCCUGCGAUUUUCCAGUCCACGGCCUGCGAUCCCCUGGGUUGGCUUGAGAGAAGCCACCUCCUAUCCCAGUUUGUGCUUUCAGAACCCAGAGUGGCUCGCCAUAUAUCAAAAAGUACUCCAAGUGCAUUACCCUAAGUUUGAAGUCUCAGAAGACUGUCUGUACCUCAACAUUCAUGCGCCAGCCCAUGCCAACUAUGACUCCAGUCUCCCGGUCAUGGUGUGGAUACCAGGAGGUGGCUUUGAGACUGGCUCAGCCUCCAUCUUUGAUGGGUCUGCCCUGGCUGCCUACGAAGAUGUGCUGGUUGUGACCAUCCAGUACCGCCUAGGAAUAUUUGGCUUCUUCACCACACGGGACCAGCAUGCCCCCGGGAACUGGGCCUUCCAGGACCAGCUGGCAGCCCUGCUAUGGGUCAAGGAGAACAUCAAGUUCUUCGGUGGAAACCCUGACUCGGUGACACUCUUUGGUGGCUCAGCAGGAGCCAUAAGCAUUUCUAGUCUCAUUCUGUCUCCUUUGAGCACUGGCUUAUUCCACAGGGCCAUCAUGGAGAGCGGAGUGGCCAUCAUUCCGAACCUGAAGGGCCUCGAUGAUGAGCGGAGAAAUGAUCUGCAGGUGGUUGCGGAUGUCUGUGGUUGCAGUGUGUUAGAUUCCCAGGCUAUGCUGAAGUGCCUCAGGGAAAAGUCUUCCUUGGAGUUGCUGAGCCUUGGCAAGAAAACAAGGUCAUUCACUCGAGUGGUCGAUGGUUCUUUCUUUCCCGAUGAACCGCUAGAGCUGCUGUCUCAAAAGGCAUUUAAAGCACUUCCUUCUAUCAUUGGAGUCAAUAACCAAGAAUGUGGUUACAUUCUGCCCAUGAAGGACACCCCUGAGAUCCUCCUCGGCUCCAACAAGUCUGUUGCUCUUAACUUGAUACACAUUUUCCUGCACAUCCCUACCCAGUAUUUGCACGUUGUAGCUAAAGAGUACUUCCAUGACAAGCACUCCCUAACUGAGAUCCGAGAUGCUUUACUGGACUUGCUUGGAGAUGUGUUCUUUGUGGUUCCUGGGCUGGUCACAGCUCGAUACCACCGAGAUGCUGGUGCACCUGUCUAUUUUUACGAGUUUCAGCACCGACCCCAGUGCUUUGAAAACACAAGGCCAGCCUUUGUGAAGGCCGACCACACAGAUGAAGUCCGCUUUGUCUUUGGAGGUCCUUUUCUGAAGGGCGACAUAGCCAUGUUUGAGGAAGCCACUGAGGAAGAGAAGUCGCUAAGCAGGAAGAUGAUGAAAUACUGGGCUAACUUCGCCAGGAGCGGGGAUCCUAAUGGGGCCGGCCUGCCUCCGUGGCCAAUCUACGACCAGGACGAGCAGUACCUGAAGUUGGAUUUGAACAUGAGUGUCGGACAGAGACUGAAAGAUCAGAGAGUGGAUUUUUGGACGGAUACCCUCCCUCUUAUCAUGUCUGCUUCAGAAGCACUGCCCAGUCCCGCUUCCCCCUUAAUCCUCUUUUCUCUACCUUUGCCUUUCCUUUUCUCUGUCGCUCUUUAGAAGUCAUCACUGUGUGGUUCUGAAUUUUUUCCUCCUUCGAAGUUUCCCCAUUAACCAUUAUCCUCAUUCCCAGUUGAGCUGCUUUCUGUGGGAAUCUCUGUUCACUAAUCUGCUUUAGCUGCUGUUUUAUGGACUUAGGGCUGAACCUCAUGAAAUUCUUUUCAAUGUCUAAAAAUUCAAUUUGUCUUAGAAGGUAAUGAGAUUUUCUCAAUGAGUCUGAAGGAGGCCUGGCCCAUCCCUCGCCAUAUAAUGAUCCUGUUACUCACAUGAAAUAAAAUCAGAAUGCAAAAUAUAUGCAAAAUAUAUAACAGAAUUUAAUUUGUGCGGAUAAAUCCCCGCCUUCCCACACCACUCAAGAUACA
Messenger RNA from Microtus ochrogaster (prairie vole), 7256 nucleotides. It is a transcript of the gene Ces5a, whose product is annotated as carboxylesterase 5A. The coding region runs from base 5122 to 6894 and encodes 590 amino acids. NCBI's taxonomy places the organism in Eukaryota, Metazoa, Chordata, Mammalia, Rodentia, Cricetidae. The transcript is spliced from 34 exons. The record is from RefSeq and is a predicted model, not a curated record.